Molecule: messenger RNA, 544 nt
Organism: Symbiodinium sp. CCMP2456
Lineage: Eukaryota; Dinophyceae; Suessiales; Symbiodiniaceae
Source: the annotation of a GenBank genome assembly
AUGCCUGUGAACAAUGCUGCCGUUUUCCUAUUCACUGCAGCAGCGAGGCUACUUCAGGUUCAGGUGGGUUCCGUGGUGGUUAGCCCACAGCUGGUCCGACAGAUCUGUGAGGAGGAGAUCAACGAGGCUUAUCUCGGCCACCUGUCUGAGCUGAACAAGAAGCUCGACCACGUAAAGCAGCAGGAGAUGCAGAAGCUGCCCAGCUGUGCGCAAUCCGCGCCGGAACUGGAGAAGCUUCGCACCAAGGCUGUGGCACGAAUCAAAGACUUCCUGCUGCAGAAGAUCAAUUCACUCAAGAAGCCAAGGACGAACCUGCAAAUAUUGCAGAGAAACGUGCUGGUGCGGUUCAAGUCCAUGACACAGUUUCUCCAAGAGCAUCACAGCGCUGUGGCGGACGAGGUGAAGCUCCACUACGUUGCCACAAUGAGUGCUGUGUACCUGAAGCAGUUUCGCACAUACGUCACAUCCUUGCAGAAGCUUGAACUCGAGUACUCCCCGACAAAGUCCGAUCUCCUGGUCACAAACGAGGGCCAGUCUGGCGCAG